This is a messenger RNA of Racocetra persica, 214 nucleotides long. Lineage: Eukaryota; Fungi; Glomeromycota; Glomeromycetes; Diversisporales; Gigasporaceae. The record is from the annotation of a GenBank genome assembly.
AUGUCAUCUUCAGAAAGAAUUGAAGAAAAAAUCGGUUUAGAAACAAAUGGAAAGAAGGAAGAAAUUAGGGAAGGAUCUAAUGUCGAAGUGGUGGAACACAAACAUGUUGAGGUUGCUGAUGAUAUUCCUCCGGAACUAGAAGAAUUGCUUCAUACUGAUCCUUCUCAUGGAUUAACUACUGACGAGGCUCUAAAACGGCUGGAACAAUUCGGUC